AUGAAAGAAGGUCUCAUCAAAAGACAGUCAUCUUCCAUUGCAGCUGAUGCAUCUAUUGGACAGUGGACCGAAGAUGAUCCAAAGCUAGACAUUGGAGAGGGCCUUCUUUAUCAUGGGCUUCUCAGAGAAAAUGAGACGGAAGUCGAGGUGACUCCUGGGAUCAAAGCUAAGGGACCACCACCAUGUGCAUUUGUCAUUCUUCCCCUUGAGGAUUCUUCAGAAAUCCCCUUUGAGGUGGUGGUGUCAGAAGUAGAUCGACAACAGGCAAAGCUAUUUGCUCGGAAAACCUUGGACUGUGAGACGAAGAAAGGAUAUCACUUCCAGAUUGCUGUCCAGGCUUGCAAUGGACAUGUAUCCCCAGGAGUUGAAGCUGUGGUAUCAGUCUUGGAUGUGAAUGAACAUGCUCCAGAAUGGUACCACCCAUCGUAUGAAGUGGAGGCUGAGGAGGGGAAGAUGUACUCAGAGCUUCUACGUGUGGAAGCAUCUGACCGGGACUGUUCUCCUAAGUUUGGAGACAUCUGCAAAUAUGAGAUCCUCACCAUCCCCAGCCCUUUCAUCAUCACUGCUGAUGGUGUGCUGAAGAACUCGGAACCUUUGACGCCUGGUGAUCAUAUCCUCUCUGUGGUGGCAUAUGAUUGUGGGAUGAAACGGUCCAGGCCAGUCCAGAUCACCUGCCAUGUGAAGGCUACCUGUCAUGUUGCUUGGAAGGGGAUAGAGGAACAAGUUGAAUAUACACCUGGAUCAGGUGUGAGGAACCUGUACCCAGGAGCACACUUGGAGCUAUGUGGAGGAAACAAGUCUUGUGAAGUCUCUAGCAUCUCAACUUCUGUCUCUCUUGUAACAUCGCACAUUGGGAAGGGCUGUGAUCGGGACACCCAUUCCCUGUCCAAUCGGAUUGCGAAGUGUGGAGGACAGGAUGGAGUUGUUGUUCUCCCCUCAUCUGGGCCUCGUCCUGCAUGGCUGGACACCAUCCCAUCUCAGGAUGAGUCUGUGUACAAAUUUGACGGACAAAAGGAUGGAGUACGUGUGCCAGAGAGCUUCUUGGAUCACAAUUUCACUCAUCAGUUCACAGUGGGGUUCUGGAUGAAGCACAAAACCCCCCAGACUGUUGACAAGCACCACAAGGAACACAUCUUCUGCAGUGCAGAUGACCACAAGAUGAACAGACACCAUUAUGGCCUGUUCAUCCGAAACUGUCGGCUCAUCUUCCUCCUUCGAAGAGACUUCUCUGAGGGGGACCUGAACACAUUCCGACCAGCUGAGUGGCGUUGGAAGAUCCCUGAGGUGUGUGAUGGGGAAUGGCAUCACUAUGGAUUGUUGGUGUCCUUUCCACAAGUGCGGCUUGUUCUUGAUGGGAAGGAAGUGGAGAAGAAGCCAGAGGUCAUUGAUGAUUGGCCACUUCAUCCCUCACAGGGCAUCAAGACAACAUUCACAAUCGGAGCUUGCUGGCAAAGUUCUGAGAGUGGGUUCCAACACAUGCUAACUGGGUACCUGGGAGACUUAUAUGUCAUCCGUGGAAGAGUUGAGGAUCCCAAAGUCCUCACCUGCCUAUCUCAGUGCAAAGAACAAAUCUCUUCUCCCUCUCAAAACACCCUCUCAUCACGUUUGAAUGAGGUUUCACUGGAUGCUGGAGAUGUGGAGGAGAUGAAUGGAAAGCUUAGAAGCAUUGGCUAUGUCAAUGACAGGGCAUACCCCACCCCAGGCUUGAGACCCAUCCGUAUCACCACACAAAUCUUGUGCAAGGGAGGAGAGACCUUAAGCAUGGAUCCCAUCCAGAGUGGAGUAAAGGUAUUGUCUCGGGGUCGUCAUUCCAUCACCAUCAGUGGCUCCACUCCUGCCCAUUACUCAUAUGAGGACAUCCGCACUGGUGUCCCUGCAUUCCCAGACAUACAGCUCUCCUCAGCCAUUGAUGGGGAAGACAUCUGGCGAAAUGGUGAGCCAGAGUCUGCAAUGGAGGACACAUUGGAAACAUGCACCAUUCACUUGAAUCCCCCAAUGGUCAGUGAUCAAGAGCAUCUUGAGCCCCCCCAUGAUCUCCUGGAGAAACUCAACAUACAUAUUGACACAUCUGACAGUGCUGUGACACUGUCUGGGAUUGCACCUCUUCUCCACUACCGGGAUGUGUUGAGGGGAAUGCAGUAUGUGAACUCGAAGCCUGCAUACUACCUUGACAGGCAGUUCCAGGUUUCUUGCAUGGAUUUGGACUCUCGCUUUGUCAGCAAUGACUUCCUGCAAGUGUUGAGCAUCAUUCACCCAACCCCUGAGUCACCUGCUACCAAUGAGGUGAAGCAGAAAGAACCACAGAAGGAGAGGAAGCCUUGGGUGGCACAUUCCCAGUCAAGCCCUCAAGAGGCUGAGUUCCACCAUCCUGAGACAUCCUAUGUUCUCCAGCCUACUAAUGGGAGCAGCACAGUGGUGAUCAUAGCUGUGGUAUGCUUGGGUGCCCUGGUGUCCAUCGUAGUGUUUGGUGUGAUUCGCAUCAGGGCUGCAACAAAGAAGUCUCAGCAUGAAGCCCUUGACCAGGACAUGGCCUGGGAUGACUCCUCCCUCAACAUCACUGUCAACCCCAUGGAUGAUGCAAAGGGACUGGAGAGUCCAGAGACUGAGUCUGACUCGGAUUCCUACGACAGUGGAAGCGGACGGGAGGAUGACGAUGAGGAUCGCGAUGGUAGAGCUGAGGAUGAAGAGGAAGAUGAUGAAGUGAAUGGCGAGAGGAGAAAGCAACGACUUCAUCAUGAGUUUCUUGAAUGGGAUCACGGUCCCUUGAAUAUCUAAAUGGGAACUUUUUCCAUGUUUCCUUCUUGGUUUUUUCUCUUCAUUCCAAAUCCAGGCAGCUCUCUCUAUCAAUGUCUGACCCUCUGUUUUAUGUGUGUGCACAAUCACAGCAACAAAGUGUUUAUCUCAUAUCAAAUGUAGAAAAGAACAGAGAGAUAUGCUGCUGGUACUGAUUGUCUCUCACAUGUGUCUCCACACUCCAUGAGUAUCAUGUGUCGUGUCCCUUCACCCCAGAUUCCAUCCUUCCUCUGCCUUUCUGUGAAUCUCAAUCCAUUUCAUUGACUUGGGGUGCAUUUUUAAUUGCAGCUGUUCAUGCUGGCAGUGCAGCACUCUUACAGUGCAUGCUGCAUUUAAGAACCCUUCCCUGAAUUUUUUUUAUUUGCUUCCAAUCCUUCCUCUGAUUGAGACCUUUUUGAUUCUAGGGAGCACUGUAGUAAUUGGCCUGGUGGUCAGAGACAAGUAGCUGCUUUGUGGUGCGUAUUUUUUCUUUGCCAAAGCUAGAUCUGCACACAAACUUGUACAGCCAAAGAGGAAGCCAUCAAGAGCUGUAGUUACAAGUCAGCAGGGGAGAAGCUAUUGCUUUGUGAAAAUUGCUGCUGCUGAGAUCUCGUUUCUGUGCCGUAGAAGUGGGAUGUCCGAGUGCCAUACUUAAGAUGCGACAAGCCUCUCCUGAUAAUAUGGAAUACUGCAGUCUUUGUUGCUUUUGGAUGUAUUGUUUGCUUGGUUGUGAGUCAUGAAGGAAACAAUCACUGACUGUGUUUGUCAACAUUCCAUUUCUUUUUCUCUCUUCCUCUGUCACUCAUACCCAAAUUGUGUCAGAUUUUCUUUCUCAAUAAAAUGGUUAAUGACUCACCCUCAA
Darwinula stevensoni is the source of this 3634-nucleotide messenger RNA. NCBI's taxonomy places the organism in Eukaryota, Metazoa, Arthropoda, Ostracoda, Podocopida, Darwinulidae. The record is from the annotation of a GenBank genome assembly.